CUGCUUAUCAUCUUCUGAAGAUUGUUCGAGCAGUAAUGAAUCUAUUGACGUUUAAUACGAGAUUAUAAGGAGGGAUAUUACAUAGGAGUGGAAGUACCAGAGGACGAUCGUCGUGCGCAGAAGCCUCAUUUUGGACCAAACCUCUGGCCUUCUGAGGAUAUAUUGCCAAGAUGGAGGCAGGCGAUGGAAAAAUUUCAUUGUCAAGCAUUAAAUGUGGCAAAAGUAGUUACAAGGAUCAUUACUCUAGCACUUGAUCUGGAGGCUGAUUUUUUUGACAAGCCAGAAAUACUUGGUGAGCCUAUUGCAACCUUGCGCUUGUUGCACUAUGAAGGUCUAGUCUUUGAUCCCUUUAAAGGAAUAUAUGGAGCUGGGGCACAUUCAGACUUUGGAUUUAUUACCUUGUUGGCAACAGAUGAUGUGCCGGGUCUCCAAAUUUGCAAGAACAAGGAUGCUAAACCUCCGAUAUGGGAAUAUGUGCAACCUAUGAGAGGAGCAUUCAUAGUGAAUCUUGGUGAUACGGAAUGAUGGAGCAAUUGUAUUUUCGGGUCCACGCUCCAUCUAGUUAUAGGGAAUGGUCAAGAACGGUAUUCUAUUGCAUUCUUCCUGGAGCCUAACCAUGAUUGUCUCAUUGAGUGCUUGCUAACAUGUAUGGCUGAGGAAAAUUCUCCGAAGUUUCCGCCCGUCCAGUGUCAGACCUACUUGUCCCAAAGAUUAGACGAUACUCAUGCUGAUUUAAAUGUAUACAGAAGGGAAGGAGCUUAGAGUUUGCCAGCAAGAGUGGAAGCCUGUCAACCCGCACUUGCCUGAAGUAGGGGUAUACUUUGAGAACUCGUACGAAUGGGCAUAAUGAACUUAGAGAAGAGCAUCCGAUGGGGUACCUACAUCAUAGACAACCAAUAAUCCGUUUAUGUUUACGCAUGGAGGCAAUAGUUCAGCCGCUUCCGCCUUAUUUUGCCCCUAAAUUAGCUGUUUGUACAUGCCACACUUUAAGAAAGGAAAUGAAAAGGAAAUGCCACACA
This is a messenger RNA of Eucalyptus grandis, 1019 nucleotides long. Its product is annotated as 2-oxoglutarate-Fe(II) type oxidoreductase hxnY-like. NCBI's taxonomy places the organism in Eukaryota, Viridiplantae, Streptophyta, Magnoliopsida, Myrtales, Myrtaceae. The record is from RefSeq and is a predicted model, not a curated record.